AUGCUCAUAUCCUUUCCGGAGUAUCUCUCUCGGCUCACCAAAUCGUUUAUGGAACAGGAGAGACGGUUUGGGACUUACCAGGAGAACAGAUGGAGUUGGACUAAAGAAGAACUUCAAGAAAUCAUGUUUGAGAUUUUGACCAAGGGGACGAGCAACCGGCCUGUAGUCAUCUUUGUCGACGCAAUUGAUGAGUGUGGACAAGAUCAUGCCAAAUGCUUGUUGAGAUACUUCAAAAACCUCAUGGAUAUCGCUGAACACGAAGAAGCAAAUGACAAAGACAUCCGAUUGGUCAUUCGAGAGCGACUAAAGCGUAUUCAACCGGAAGCAAAGCGCCAGCGGAUAGAGAAGGAGAUAUUGUUGAAGGCCCAAGGAGGAUUCCAAUGGAUGGUCUUGAUCACUGCAAUAGUGAUUGAUGAAGUCACAGUUGGUACUAAGGAAGAAAAGCUAUAUGAGAAGAUCACAACUACACCGGAAGCCCUUGAUGAGCUAUACAACGACAUUUUGAGCGGCGCUACUGAGGCCGAAAAACAUCAGAUGACCAAGCUGUUCCAGUGGGUUCUGUUUGCUGAGCGACCUCCUGUCUGCACAAGAGCUUCGGGAGGCGCUUGCUACCGAUAA
Messenger RNA from Trichoderma gamsii, 618 nucleotides. RefSeq lists its product as hypothetical. The transcript is spliced from 2 exons. Lineage: Eukaryota; Fungi; Ascomycota; Sordariomycetes; Hypocreales; Hypocreaceae. The record is from RefSeq and is a predicted model, not a curated record. Bases 1 to 618 code for a protein of 205 amino acids.